AAAGGAGACUUGAUGCAUUACGUAAUGUUUUUAUCGUUUGUUCAUCUGCAGCGUGUUGGAUGUCAAUGCAGUCAUUUCUGCUUUUAGCGGCUUUUUUCUUUGUUACUUUUGUUUGGGACUUUUGCACGUUUCUGAACCUGCCUCAAGUAUUUCUUAAUUGUGAGGAGACACAACAUCAUGCUGUCGCUGUUGCUUCUUCACUCCCUCGCCUGCGUCUGCGUCCUCACAGAAAUUGUAGCAGGGGUUACCACGGAGACAGUGGUGGGCCUGGCUGGGAGGAGGGUUACGCUGCCGUGUCGUACAGAGGCGGUGAGCCAGACAGGAGUGGAGGUGUGCUGGGGGCGGGGCGAGCCGUCACUGUUCACCUGCCACAACACCUUGAUCAACACCGCCGGAGAUCAGACCACAUACAGGAAGUCAUACAGGUACUCCACCUCCUCCUCCUCCUCUCUGUCCAUCUUGAACUCUCGCCUGUCGGACUCUGGUUUCUAUCACUGCAGAGUUCAGCUGCCCGGUCUGUUCAACGACCAAACGUCCACCGUGCACCUCAUCAUCAUCAAACCUCGCUCUGCGGUCUCUGAGCCGUCAGACAGAGAGCAUGCUGGGAACCUGGACACACCUCCCACCACAGCAGCAGGUUUCACCACAACAGACGUGACAGAGCAGGCAGGAAGUGAUGUCACAGGAGACCUCACCACAGGGCCAGUGGUGGCGCUGGUUCAGUCAUCCGUCCAGCAGCAGGUGAACCCUCUGGACUGCCUGCUGAGCUUCAUCGGGAACACAGUGAGAGCGUCCUUCAUCGUCUUCAUACCUGCACUGCUGCUGACUGCUGCUCACAGUUUCUGGAGAGCCAAUAAGAGAGCAGAGACUGACAGGAGGCUAAACCAAUCAGAGCAGGAGGAGGACAGCUCUGUGUAGAGACACGAGUUUGUCUCUGUUGGCGAUAAAGUUUUCUCUCCUUUAUGUCCAUCUGGGCCACCGUACACACACACCUGUAAACACAUCUGUACACAAACACCUGUAAAAACACUUGUGUACACACACACACUGUGAAUAAAUGUGAUACAGAGCGUA
Messenger RNA from Labrus mixtus (cuckoo wrasse), 1074 nucleotides. RefSeq names its product T-cell immunoglobulin and mucin domain-containing protein 4-like. The record is from RefSeq and is a predicted model, not a curated record. The coding region runs from base 178 to 918 and encodes 246 amino acids. The transcript is spliced from 8 exons. NCBI's taxonomy places the organism in Eukaryota, Metazoa, Chordata, Actinopteri, Labriformes, Labridae.